CUCCAUCUCUUAUAACAAAAAUGUUACAUUUACUUGGUGUUAAUUUACCUGAUAGAAAAUUAGUAAGUACAGCACUUCAAUAUUUUUAUGGCAUUGGUGAGCCAACAGCAUACAAGAUUUGUCAAAACCUAUCUAUUCCAACCACACUCAAGGUAGCUGAACUAUCAGAAAUUCAAAUUAACGAAAUAACGACUACCUUGUCUAACAUGACUAUUGAAACUGACCUGAAACGAGAAGUGAGAGACCACAUUAUGCAUCAUCGUAACAUUAAUAAUUACAUUGGAAGAAGACAUGCUAUGAGUUUACCUGUUCGAGGUCAAAGAACAAGAAAUAAUGCGAAAACAGCAAAGAAAUUAAAUGGUCGAUGGGUACAACGUCGAGGCAUCUCUAUGUGGACACAGUUACAACAGGGACCUUUAAAUAAGUUUCUAGAGAGAUACAAUUCAAUGUAAAAUAAUCAUAAUAGUAGUAGUAAUAAAUAAAUAAAUAAAAUAAAAAAAAAUUGAAUAUUUAUUAAUAUU
This is a messenger RNA of Cokeromyces recurvatus, 521 nucleotides long. RefSeq lists its product as uncharacterized. Gene Ontology annotation, biological process: translation. The record is from RefSeq and is a predicted model, not a curated record. The coding region runs from base 21 to 452 and encodes 143 amino acids. Gene Ontology annotation, molecular function: RNA binding; structural constituent of ribosome. NCBI's taxonomy places the organism in Eukaryota, Fungi, Mucoromycota, Mucoromycetes, Mucorales, Mucoraceae. Gene Ontology annotation, cellular component: small ribosomal subunit; ribosome; mitochondrion. The transcript is spliced from 2 exons.